AUGGAUGGUUUAGAGAAAAAAACACUUAAUGUACUUCAUCAAUCCCAUAAUAAAGUAAUUGAAGAUCUACAUACAUGGCAUAAGAAUAUUGUAAGUCAGCUUGAUCAAAUGUAUGAUAAUAUUCUUCUCGAUAUGAAAAAUACAUAUGAGGAUGUUCAAUAUUUUGCUUCAUUUACAAGUAAACUCUUACUUGAACAAGAAAAUCUACUUCAGCAAGCAACAUCUAACGACGAAAUCAAUACUAUUCAAGAACGAAUCAAUGAAAUUUUAACAGAAAUCACAUUUUUGCAGUCAUUAUCAUUUCAUUUGAAUUGUGAUUCAGUCAAACUUCAUGGUAAACUUCAAUUAAAUUUAAACAAAAUUCCAAUAAAAUCAAAUCAUUCAUUGAUGGCAACACUGCCUUGUAUUGAUAAUGCAUCUCAAACAAUAAUUCAUUCAUCUAAACUGCCAACACGGAAUAAACAAUCAAUUUUGUUAUCAACUACAUAUCGUUUUCUGAUUUCACGCAUUGAUGCUAUUGAAUUAAAAAAAACUUCACUUUCGAUUUUUCAUUUAACUUCUUCUGACAAUCAAUCGAUUAAUGACUGUGUUUUAACAUUUAAUGUAUUUAAUCUUGUUUCAUUUCUUAAUGCAUUUACAGCAUAUUGGAAUUUAUUUCCAAAGAAUAAUGAAAUUCGUGUGCUUAUACCACAAUAUAAUGUAUCAUAUUUAGCCGAUAAAUUAAAUGAAACAUCGCGUUCACUUACAAACCGCUUUCAAUUAGAUCAAAUAAAUGUUUUUCCAUGUUCGUGUCCAAAAUCUGAUGAGCGAAUUCUAUUGAUCAAAGGAACACGACGUGAUUAUAUUAAAGAUUGUAUUCGAGAAAUAUAUUUUAAUAUUGAAAAAUAUAAUGAAAAUGAAGGUAUAAAACAAGAUAUAAACCUCUAUAAUCCAAGCAAUUUGACAAAUGAUGAUAUUAAUGAAAUAAUUUUAUCGAAUAUGGAUUAUGGAGGCUUUAUACAAAAUCGAAAUAAAUCAGUCAAUGAAAAUCAGUCUAAAAUCGAUACAACUGAAGAUGAAGACAGCGAUGAUGAUUUAUGGGAUGAAAAUGAUGAUUGGUGGAAUUUUCGAAAUACUCGAGAUGGUAGCACAGAAAUCAUUCAACGCGAAAUGAUUGUUAGUAAUAAACAUGCCGGUGCUAUUAUAGGUGUUAAUGCAUCAUAUAUUGAUCGAAUUAAACAGAAAACUGGCGCGUGUGUUUAUAUAAAUGGUCAAAUCAAUGACCUUAAACGAACAGCAAUUAUGAAAGGCACACGUGAACAAGUUGAUCGAGCUUAUUUAUUCAUUGAAAAUCUUAUUGACAGAAAUAUAAAUGACAAAAAGUAUCGACGAGACAAAGAUACGCGCACAUAA
Rotaria socialis is the source of this 1392-nucleotide messenger RNA. The record is from the annotation of a GenBank genome assembly. NCBI's taxonomy places the organism in Eukaryota, Metazoa, Rotifera, Eurotatoria, Philodinida, Philodinidae.